CUUCUACUCCCUGGGAACGGAACCGAGGCCACCCCACCCUCCCCCCUUCCCCUUCCCUAGGGUUUCCUCCCGAUCCACCGCCCACCUCCAUGGCCAAGACCAAGCAGGGCAAGAGGGACGUCGACUCCUACACCAUCAAGGGCACCACUAAGGUCGUCCGAGUCGGGGACUGCGUGCUGAUGCGCUCGUCGGACAAGGACAAUCCCCCCUACGUCGCCCGGGUUGAGAGCCUGGAGUCUGACGGGCGGGGGAGCUUGCGUGUGCGGGUGCGGUGGUACUACCGGCCGGAGGAGUCCAAGGGCGGCCGGCGGCAGUUCCACGGGGCCAAGGAGCUCUUCCUCUCCGACCACUUCGACACGCAGAGCGCGCACACCAUCGAGGGGCAGUGCAUCGUCCACCCCUUCAAGACAUACACCAAGCUAGAUAACGUCGGCCCGGAGGACUUCUUCUGCCGAUUCGAGUACAAGGCCGCCACUGGCGCCUUCACCCCUGACCGUGUCGCAGUGUACUGCAAGUGCGAGAUGCCCUACAACCCUGAUGAUCUCAUGGUGCAGUGUGAGGGAUGCAAAGACUGGUUCCACCCAUCCUGUAUGGGAAUGACCAUUGAACAGACCAAAAAGUUAGAUUAUUUCAUGUGCUCGGAUUGUGCUAAAGAAAAUGGAACAAAGAGACCUUCAUAUUCAGACCCCGCUUCGCCAAGUUCUGAUUCUAAGGUUCAGCCAAAAAGGCGGAAGAGGUAAUUGCGGCAAGAUGUACCAUUCCCGGUGAGGAGAUGCACUGUUUAUGGCGCCAGCUCCUCAUUGCUGGUGCAAACUAAAACGCGACGAUGUACAGUGCGAGAGAAGAGCUAGCAGGCUAUUUAACUUUAGGACUGGAACCAUGUUGCUGCUGUAUCCUUGGAGCGUUUCGUGCAGUCUAGUUAUCAGUGAGGCUCGGUUAACUCCCCGCCACCGCUGGAGCAGCCAUGACCUACUGGAGGUGUUGGGGAAGGAAGUCGGGAACGGUGGCGUGUUUUAGACUCUUGUCAAAGUAGCCCCGGUGUGUUGUACUGCCAUGUCAGCUUGUGUUAACCUUGCUUGAAAGCGUUCCCUGUGUCCGUGCGAGUGAUGAUGAUAGCUUGGCUGUUAGCCUGUUACAGUCUCGUAGUUUAGAUGUAUCAAGAGUUGUACGAACAGGUUAUCUGCAAUAAUGAUGAAUGAUGAUGAUAUCCACUGGUUGAUUUCUCCACUGGAGCACCAGUAGGCUGCAGAGUACAUAAGAUUUUCUACUAA
Messenger RNA from Brachypodium distachyon (stiff brome), 1271 nucleotides. Its product is annotated as chromatin remodeling protein EBS. Bases 90 to 740 code for a protein of 216 amino acids. Gene Ontology annotation, molecular function: chromatin binding. The transcript has 5 exons. NCBI's taxonomy places the organism in Eukaryota, Viridiplantae, Streptophyta, Magnoliopsida, Poales, Poaceae. The record is from RefSeq and is a predicted model, not a curated record.